AUGCUCGCUCACAGAAAAGUGAUCAUACUGCUGCUCGCCACCGUGCUCGUUGAGCUCCUGUACCUGGCCGUUUCGGAAUACGCUUCGGACUGGGGCGCCCUGUGGGAAUUGACGCUGUCCCGCAGCCCACACGAUCCCAACGGGGGCCUGCCCCUGGGCACGUCGGCCGUCGCGCGCGGCCGGCUGUCGUCCGCGACGCUGGAGCUGAUCGCGGGCGUCGCGCGGCCCGCGGCCGCGCAGCUCGCGUCGUUCUACCAUCGCUGGAAGUUCUCCAACGCGCUGCACUACGUGCUGCCGUGCACCGCAGCGCAGACGCUGUUCGGGCGCCUGCGGCGCCCGAUCAGCUCGCUGGACGAGCUAUUCCCAGCCGGCGCGGGCGAAAGCUACGCGGCGGCCGAGGACGCUCCGCUGCGCACGUACGACUACGACCCGCGGCUGGUCACGGCCGUGUACUAUGACGCCCUCUCGGCCGAGAUCUCGGCCGGUACGGCCGUACCGGCUAUCGCGGUCCCCUUCAGCUGGUACGACUGGUCCGACCUGUCGCUGCUCAAUGGGCUGAUCGACCUCGAGCAGCGCGAGAAACCCGAAUGUGCGUUCUGCGUGCGCAAGUUCUUUCCUGCAGACGAGCUGCUGGAGUACGAGCGCAAAGUCGGGUACCGGCUGUUCGACCAAGACCGCGCGCGCGGGCUGGCCUCGGCGAGUUACGCGUCGUCGUCGGACGUGGCCGUCAAGGGCCCCGCUGUGCCCAUCGAGGAUUUCUGCAAGGAAGCCAAGGACAACGUGUUCAUGCCUGGGUUCGUGUCGCAUGACGUGCUGAACUUCUCGAGGCCCGAAGUGUACGGGCUGCAGGCCAAGACGUUGCUGUACGCGACGGCGCCGCUGCCCUACUCGCUGACGUUCCUGAACCGCAACGGGUCGUCGAUCCAGGUGCGCGUGGCCAACGAGUCGCCGCUGCGCGACGGCGUGCCGCAGCACAUCUUGUUCAACGGGCUGCUGGAGCAGUACUUGCGUCGUAACGUCGCGUCGUAUCCCAAGCACCCGGACCGCGAGAUCGUGUUCGACAACGUGGCCAAGUUCGAGGAGCUGAAACGGGCCGCGGUGUCGGCCGAGAGCGGCGAUAGCGGCGAUAGCGGCGCGGAGCCCGCGGCCAUGCCCUACUACCUGGUCCUCGACCCGGCAGACUUCGAGUUCGACGCGCCCGCCAAGAUCCGCGAGCUCGAGGCCGCAGAGGCGCUCUCCACCCACCAGCAACGCUACCUGGAGUCCCUGCGCGUGUCGCUCAAUUCGCACCCGGUCGACCUGCCCAAGUUCUUCCGCGAGGCCUCGCACGUGGGCGACUACGUCCACAUGGGCCACCACUUCGACGCCCGCUUCUUCCACGGCGCCCCCAGCAAGCCCGCCAUGCGUGCGCGUCUCGACGCCAUAGUCCGGGCCUACCUCUCGUUCGUGCACUCGAACGGGCUGCAGUCGUGGAUCUCGCACGGCACUAUGUACGGCUGGCUCUACGACGGCAUCGCGUUUCCCUGGGACGGCGACCACGACGUCCAAAUGCCCAUCGUGCAUCUCAACAAGCUCGCCGAGCUGUACAACCAGACCGUGGUCGUGGAGGACCCCUCCGUCGGCAACGGCCGCUACUUCCUCGACGUGACCAGCUCCAUCACCAGCCGUAUCCACGGCAACGGCAACAACAACAUCGACGCCCGCUUCAUCGACGUGGACUCCGGGCUCUACAUCGACAUCACAGGGCUCUCGGUCUCUUCGGACGGCGCCCACUCGAGGUACAACACCCUGAUCAGCGAAUACGAGCGAGACAGAAACAAGAACGGCUCCUCGCUCUACUACCUAGAUCCCAACCGCGUCGAGGGUGUCAACGAUCUGACCGUGGACCAACUCAUCCAGCGCGAAAAGGAGCGCGGCACCCUCACCAAAGAGCGUGAAAAGCAGCUCAAAGACUACAAAGACACUGUCGAUCGGGUCCAGCAUGAUUUCAAGUCCAAGUCGCCCAGUGAUCGUUACAACUAUAACAAGCACAUCCAGGUGUUCAACUGUAGGAACAACCACUUCAACGUUAUCAGUGAGCUAUCGCCGCUGCGUUUGACCUAUUUCCACGGCGCGAAGGCCUACGUCCCCAACCAAGUCAUCAAACUCCUGCGCCAGGAGUACGCGCUUCCUCCGGGCUACACCUACAUAAAGUAUUCUCCCAGAGAAUUCUUGCCUGAGGCGCGUGUCUGGUUAGAAGAGUCUGUCGUCAAAAAAAUCGCAGCAGGCGGGCCUAUCCAGAACGGUACUGCGCCCAAGAUCGAUCUGGAUCACAUGUCCAAGUUGACAACCUCUGAGUUCCGCGAUUUCCUAAAUAACGCGGCCACCGUCAUUGAUCCAGACGUGGAGACUGCCUUCACCUACCUUGUUAAUACAUUUGAAAUUUCAAUGUUCCGCAAAAAGGAACUAGAACUUAUCUACGACGAGUCUUUGUCUGACAAUGAAAAGGUCGAACUCUUGGACGAGCUCAUCAGAGGAAGGUUUUUUGUGGGCGCCUACAAAGACAUCUUCCAAAAUAGGCUGGAAACAAACAUUUGGAACAACCUCUUAGAACGAACCCCAUCAUCUUAUAAAGAUGUCUUGGCUGAGUUGGAAAAACUCCACUUGAAGAAGGCCAGAGAACUGUUGCACCUCGACGAGCUAGAGGCCCGGAACUCGUACGAUUGGGAUAGAAGAGCAGGCUAUCAGCAUCCACCUAGUGGAAUCGACUUCAAUACGAAGGGCCGUAAGUUUUACACAUUCGGCCAAGAAGCGAAAAAUGAGAUUUUUAGUCAUGAUCCGAAGGGCAGUGAAAAACUGCACGCUUCUUUGACGCAGCGUAAGGACUAG
Molecule: messenger RNA, 2868 nt
Organism: Lachancea fermentati
Lineage: Eukaryota; Fungi; Ascomycota; Saccharomycetes; Saccharomycetales; Saccharomycetaceae
Source: the annotation of a GenBank genome assembly